Molecule: messenger RNA, 1551 nt
Organism: Orbilia oligospora ATCC 24927
Lineage: Eukaryota; Fungi; Ascomycota; Orbiliomycetes; Orbiliales; Orbiliaceae
Exons: 6
Coding region: 1-1551 (516 amino acids)
Biological process (GO): carbohydrate metabolic process
Molecular function (GO): hydrolase activity, hydrolyzing O-glycosyl compounds; calcium ion binding
Source: RefSeq, a predicted model, not a curated record
AUGGCGACGGAUACGAAAACCGAUGAUCGUGAGGCCGGUCUCCCACCGACUCCUCUUAAUGCUUGUAUGCUGCAGGCGUUUGAGUGGUACGUCCCAGCGGACCAAAAGCACUGGAAACGACUAGCCAAAGUCGUUCCGGGACUUAGUUCAAUCGGAGUUUCAAACAUCUGGAUACCGCCAGCUUGUAAAGCAGCUUCUCCUCAAGGAAACGGCUACGAUAUCUACGAUAUCUACGACCUCGGAGAGUUCGACCAAAAGGGUACUACGGCAACCAAAUGGGGAUCAAAACCAGAUUUAAUCGCCCUUCGAGAUAUCGCGAAUGAACACUCCGUCGGUAUAUACUUCGAUGUAGUCCUAAACCACAAAGCAGGCGCAGAUCAUACGGAACGCUGUAAGGUCGUUGAAGUCGAUCCUAAUGAUCGGACGAGGCAUGUUAGCGAUCCGUAUGAAAUUGACGGGUGGUUUGGGUUCGAAUUCGAAGGUAGAGGGGGGCAGUAUAGUGAGAUGAAGUAUCAUUGGGAACAUUUUAGUGGGACGGAUUAUAACAAUGAGAACGGCAAGAAAGCCAUCUAUGCCGUCGAUGGAAAAACUUGGUCUUCAGCGGUUGAUACUAGCGAAAAGGGUAACUUCGACUACCUAAUGUUCGCCGACGUCGACUUCUCACACCCACAGGUACAAGAAGAUGUCAAAAACUGGGGCGUCUGGGUAUCCAAAGAGCUCAACCUAUCCGGCAUGCGUUUCGACGCCGCCCGUCAUUUCUCAGAAAGGUUUCUAAAAGAUUUCAUCCACCAUCUCGACGAGAAUGUUCCUCAAAACUGGUUUUUCGUGGGCGAGUGGUGGCAAGAUUCCGCUGAGAAUAUGCACAAAUAUCUUGAAUCGAUGGAUCAUAAGUUCUCGUUGUUUGAUGCACCGUUGUUUUAUAACUUUUGCGAGAUAAGUACGAAUGAGAGGGCAGAUUUGAGAAAGAUGUUCGAUGGUGCUUUGGUACAGACUAUGCCGGUUAAUGCGGUAACUGUGGUUGGGAAUCAUGAUACACAGGUUGGACAGGCGAGUUUUGUGAAAAUGGAAGGGUGGAUGAAGGCCUUGGCCUAUGCGGUCAUACUUCUGAGGAUUGAUGGGUAUCCUUGUGUUUUCUAUGGAGACAUAUUCGGCAUCAAAAACCCCGAUAAUGAGGAAGGACCAGCAUCAGACGGCAAGAUUCCAGUCAUGAUGGCAGCAAGAAAGUUCUACUCAUACGGAACACAGGAUGAUUACUGGGAUGAACCCAACUGUGUUGGAUGGGUUAGAAAGGGCACACAUGAUAAGUCCUACGGACUCGCCGCCGUACUUUCUAACGCCGAACCGGGUACCAAACGAAUGAACGUCGGUCCGGAACAUAAAGGAGAAGUUUGGACGGAUGUUUUGGGAUGGGAGCAAAGUGAAGUUGUGAUAGAUGAUGAGGGUUGGGGGUCGUUUACUUGUCCUGGUACUAGCUGUGCUAUCUGGGUGAACAAGGACGCGCCUGGAAGAGAUCAGCUUAAUAAUUUUGACGCGAACAUUUACGAGGAGUAA